GAUUAGUUAUAAUAAAAUGCUUAUGAAAAUCAUUACUCUUCCAGCAACACUACUACUUAUCCUAAUAUUCUUAGCUUCUUCAGCUUCUCCUGAUCAUCAUCGCAAAUUUAAUGUCCAUGACUUUGGCGCUAAAGGUGAUGGAAUCACAGAUGAUAGUAAGGCUUUUAAUGAAGCUUGGAAGAGGGCUUGUAAUUCCUGGGAAAAGCAUGUUGUUGUCUUGGUCCCUAACAGCAAGUAUAUGCUAAAGCCAGUAAAUUUCUCAGGUCCUUGCAAUUCUGAUCAGAUUACAUUCAAGAUCAAAGGGAAAAUUGUAGCUUCUGAAAAUCGAUCAGAUUACGAAAAAGAUACAGAACAUUGGCUUGUGUUUGAAGAGAUUCACAACCUUAGAGUUGAUGGUGGUGGCACCGGAAUUUUCGAUGGCAAAGGAAGAGUAUGGUGGCAAACCUCUUGCAAAGUUAACAGAUCCCUUCCUUGCACAAGCCUUCCAUAUGCUGUGACUUUCAUUGGAUGCACAAAAUUGAGAGUAGAAAACCUCAAGUUCAGGAAUGCACAAAAGAUGCAUUUAUCUUUUGAAAGGUGUGAGAAAGUGAGAGCUUUGAAUUUGAGGCUAACGGCACCAGAACAUAGCCCCAACACCGAUGGAAUUCAUGUUGAAGGAACACACAAUAUCAACAUUAGAAACUGUGUUAUGAGAACAGGGGAUGACUGUAUUUCUAUAGUAAGCGGGUCAAAAAAUGUUCGAGCUACAGAUAUAACCUGUGGACCAGGCCAUGGAAUAAGCAUCGGAAGCUUGGGAGCUAGGAAUUCAUCAGCUAAUGUCUCCAAUGUAUUUGUGAAUAGAGCAAUAUUUUCAGGAACCACUAAUGGAUUAAGAAUCAAGACUUGGCAGGGAGGCUCCGGAUAUGCAAAGAAGAUCAGGUUUGAAAAUAUUACAAUGCAUAAUGUGACCAAUCCAAUAAUCAUAGAUCAAUAUUAUUGUGAUCAGGUGGAACCAUGUCAAGAGCAGGUCUCUGCUGUGCAGAUAAGCAAAGUGGUGUACAGAAGUAUCCAAGGAACAAGCAGUGCAGGGGAGGCAAUCAGGUUCAAUUGCAGCAAACACUUUCCAUGUCAAGGGAUUUUAUUGGAAGAUAUCAAUUUAAAAUCUUAUGGAGAUGUUCGUCAAAGUGCUAAAGCUUCAUGUAGCAAUGUUAAAUUCAAGAUUAAAGGGAAAGCUUCUCCAAGUUGCUAGCUUUUGUCUUGAUAAGAUCAGGGAAAAGGGUGGAAAUUAAACCCUUGAUUCUUUUUUUCCUCUUUAAUAGCUUAUGUUAAUUUGUAAACGAUAUAUAGGUAAUGUGGGGAUAUAAAUAUUGGAUAUAUUAUUAUAUAACUAUUUAACCAUA
This is a messenger RNA of Ziziphus jujuba (common jujube), 1379 nucleotides long. RefSeq names its product polygalacturonase-like. Gene Ontology annotation, molecular function: polygalacturonase activity. The record is from RefSeq and is a predicted model, not a curated record. Bases 17 to 1228 code for a protein of 403 amino acids. Gene Ontology annotation, biological process: pectin catabolic process; anther dehiscence; fruit dehiscence. The transcript has 9 exons. Lineage: Eukaryota; Viridiplantae; Streptophyta; Magnoliopsida; Rosales; Rhamnaceae.